Messenger RNA from Pseudo-nitzschia multistriata, 3345 nucleotides. The record is from the annotation of a GenBank genome assembly. NCBI's taxonomy places the organism in Eukaryota, Bacillariophyta, Bacillariophyceae, Bacillariales, Bacillariaceae.
CUUAACGUUCUCAGCUUGCUUGCUGGAAGAGCUGCUACCGUACCAGCACGGUACGGUUGUUUAUUUCGAAGACAGUCAGAAUGAUGUUUCGGAUCUGUACAGGUAGAAAGAACACCCAUACCAUAYUCUGUUCGCAUUUUCGCUAAGAUUUUUUUCUGUUAUCAUCAACCAAUAUCAUCACAAUAUUUCCAAUCGUAGUAGUUUCACGCCAACUCAAAACAAACAUCACCAUGACAAGUAAGGCCCCACCUGCAUUGACCAUGGAUCGUCUCGGAGACAGAGAUGAAUUCAUCAUCGCACAAUCCACGUCUCAAUGCUGCCGUAYGGCUUGUCUCCAACCUAGGUGAGUCAGAUGUUUCGAGAUGAUGUUGACAUGGCUGGGCUUGAAAUUAUGGUAUAAUCCUCAUCAACUUUGUCCUCUUCUCCUCCAAAGCAUCAAUUGGGUAGUAAGUCGCACACUACUUGCACCAUUAUCGCCGUUUAUGAAUUUUUCAGUGUAGUCGAYGGCGAAAMACAAGGAUUGACUCGAUCCUUAAUCCGCCGAUCCUCACCGCUGUUUGCUCUCCCUUCCAUUCUCUUGCUUGAACAGAUCGCAGAAGGCAAUAACUUCCACCCUGGUUCCRACCCUUUCAGUCUAGAAAACAUCGGCUGGGUCCAUGAAGAGAGUAGCUUCUUUGGUCGCCUCUGUAGUKGUUGUGCACCCGGCUUCCGCGCAAUUAAAUAUGUUCAGCACUCCGGUACGCCUCCUAAAAGCUUGACAGCCGAAAACAAAGACUGGUGCACAUGUCAAUGCGACGAAAAGCCUGCUCUCCUCAGCGAGGAAGAACUGGCGUCAAACGUCAUUCUGACCCACGAGAAGAACAAAASUUGCGGUGUUAGUUGUUGCUGSAUACCAUGUGUUUGUAACCCAUGUGGUCUUCCUUACUUGGAAACCAAAGACGCUUCUGGUAAGGUGUUGGGAAGAACUCAAUACAUUUGCGACAUCUGCUGCUUCGUUCCCAAGUUCGACAUUCUUGACUCCKCAGGCACCCAAAAGUUCCGCUUGCGACCUGACACUUGCGUCUGUGGGCUUUGUGUCAUGUGCCGUUGCGGUGGAGAGAAGGGUAAAUGCUGCCGCGUACCUUAUAUUCUUCGCGAUCCGUCUACCCUCGAGCCGAUUCAGAGUAGCGCAACUCUAGAUGGAAAGCCCAUCGAUGCUAUGGUCGACGUGUUGUGGUCUGGAUGGAAAAAUGMAUGUUGCUCUCAGAGAMAUGCUUACCACGUCACCUUUCCAUCAGGMAUUAGUGCCGAAGAGAAAGCUGUUUUGAUCGGCUCUACCCUCCUUGUCGAUGUCGCAUUUCUCGAACAAGAAAAUGAUGAUKAAUAAGAUUAUUCACAAAGGACGAAAAGAGRUAUUCGACGGCAUUGUAGCCAGUGGUUCCCUUUGAUGCGUACUGGAACUCCGUACUGUUCAAUGAUUUAUGUGUUUGAUCUCAAAGUAAUGUUCUGACAGUAUGUGCCCUAGCACAACCCGUAAAAUUUAACUAUUUCAUAAAACAAACUCAACCACUACUGACUUCUCUCAAUACCUAUCUCAAAAGAAUCGUUUAUUGAACUGUGAACAGCAGAUAGCAAACUGAGCAGAUUUAUCGUCAAGCUAGGAAAUUUUUUAAUUAUCUCAUACUCGAAGGCGAUUCCAUUGUGAGAGUCGCAACUCUGCGAAGUGAAGUCAGUAUGAUGAUGCAUGGUAAUUAAGCUGAAAUCAUUCCGCGCUGAAAUUCGUUGAUAAUCUCUUCAUGCGACAAGUCGAUUUUUGCUUUUUCGAGCAACUCAUGGAUACUCUUUGACCCGAGGCAUGAUUCAAUAACUUCAACUAGACGAUUUGCGCACUCUUCGAUAUUUUCAUCGUCGUGAUCGGGUGCGAAGUCAGUCGAUAGUUGGUCCAUAAUGGCGUAAUAAACAACCAUGGGACGCAUAGCACUUCCAAAAUCAUCUAUGCUAGCUCUAGAACUUUUGGUUUUCGGACACGUGCUUUUCCUAGUGGAAGUUUGACAAAUUGUUGUGGACGUGCCUGGGGACGAUUCCUGGGUGUCAUCAGCAUCUUCAUUAAUAUUAUCCCAUUCUGCAAACGACCGGGAUCGAGUUCUUUUGUUACCAACAUUCCUUGCAGAAACACAUCCACUACUAUGAAUCGCCAGGGUAUGACGACGGCCAGCGCAAUUCAACAGACCACGCAGAAAGAGCUCUUUACCAAUCACCCAACGUCUUCUCGGAUGGGGUGCUUCUUCAGAAGUUUCAGCACAAGAACUAUCAUCUUCCUUUGUAUUGUGGAAUAGAAUAGAAGUCAAAGCUGCCAUCAGCGAAGAAUCAGCAAUCCCUCGAAUAAGGGAUGACUUCCCUAACGAAUCAUAGUCUUCUGCAGAUAUGAUCUCUGAAGCCGCUAAGAAUCCAGCACUCAAAUUUCGGGCAUGUUGCGCUGUAGCUGGAGCGUCAACUUGGGCUUCACUUUCAAACAUUUUUGCCAUCGAAAGUUGAUGAUAGAUAAGCUGAGUGUUAGAUCCAAGACUGCCUCCACCACAAUCCGCAUUCAAUGCUUCUCCGUAUGAUAUUCGCAGUAAUAGGAGUCGAACGUCAUGAAGAACUGUCCACAAAUUUGAUUUCGGUCGAACUCCGACAAGAUUUGCGACUGCGGUUUGAUGUUCCGCAAGAGCCUGUUCCACCGAAACUAAUGACACCGACGAGCUGCGAGAGGACACCAGAGGAAGUAUAAUGUUGCACUUAACUCUUGAAUUUCGCAACGCUGCACCCUCCCAUUCGCUUUUCGGUGCUUUUGGGUGAUUAUUAUCCGCUUUUCGAGCUUUGGCAUGGCAACUAAUAUGAAUGGCAUUACCCGCUGUCACAGUAGUGGUGUAAUAGUUCGUCCGAUGUCUACUUGAAGAGCCAGUGGGAGCACGAGAUAAUCGAGCUGAUUCCUUGAGUUCGUCCCCUGCCGCUUUCCCACUCCGAUACCAUUCACUGACAAUAUUGUUAGACUGCAACGAAGCAAGUAAUUUCGGUGGUAAAUUCGUCAAUACAUUCGUCCCAUCUAGACUCGAAAUAUCUCCAUUUGCAAUCGACACUUUUUUUACGUAUGCAUAGAGACCCAUCAUUUCGGAGGAUUUGUAUUUUCUUCCCUCCUGACACACCGCACACGUUAAACCGGCUUCGUCCUCCAUAUUCUCUAACUCUUUCAUCCAUUCAGGCUUGACAAUUGAUGCCUUCGUACCACAUUUUCCUGUGACUUUUGCCGAAUUCUUUUUCUUCUUUUUUGAAGAAGGCAGUGGUGCAACCUCUGUGUUGUUAUUAUCCUGUGCUGAUGACKAAUCG